CAUCGGGGGCUCCGGGUCACAUGCACCCGCCCGGGCCUAUCCGCGCCGCCCCCCGCCCGCAGCUGGGGAGCCGCAGCCGCCACCGUCGCAGCCGCAGCAGCCACGGGCUGAGUCUGCAGCCGGGAGCCCGCCCCGGCCGCUGGACCCGCCUCCAUCCAGCAGGCCCCACCCCUCUGGACCACUUCUCUUUCUCCUUCCUGGCGUUGCACCCAAGGAGAUUCCAGCCAUCAUGUCCAUCAAGAAGAUCUGGGCCCGGGAGAUCCUGGACUCCCGCGGGAACCCCACGGUGGAGGUGGACCUCUACACCGCCAAAGGCCUCUUCCGGGCUGCAGUGCCCAGCGGAGCCUCCACCGGCAUCUAUGAGGCCCUGGAGCUAAGGGAUGGAGACAAACAGCGCUACCUUGGCAAAGGUGUCCUGAAGGCCGUGGACCACAUCAACAGCACCAUUGCGCCAGCCCUUGUCAGCUCGGGGAUCUCUGUGGUAGAGCAGGAGAAGCUGGACAACCUGAUGCUGGAGCUGGAUGGGACUGAGAACAAAUCCAAGUUCGGGGCCAAUGCCAUCCUGGGUGUGUCCUUGGCCGUGUGUAAGGCGGGGGCGGCCCAGCGGGACUUACCCCUGUAUCGUCACAUUGCUCAGCUGGCUGGGAACUCGGACCUCAUUCUGCCUGUCCCGGCCUUUAACGUCAUCAAUGGGGGCUCACAUGCGGGCAACAAGCUGGCCAUGCAGGAGUUCAUGAUUCUCCCGGUGGGUGCAGAGAGCUUCCGGGAUGCCAUGCGGCUUGGGGCGGAAGUCUACCACACGCUCAAGGGCGUCAUCAAAGAUAAGUACGGCAAGGAUGCCACCAACGUGGGCGAUGAAGGUGGCUUUGCCCCCAACAUCCUGGAGAACAGUGAAGCCCUGGAGCUGGUGAAGGAAGCCAUCGACAAGGCGGGUUACACGGAGAAGAUUGUCAUCGGCAUGGACGUCGCUGCCUCGGAGUUUUACCGCAAUGGCAAAUAUGACUUGGACUUUAAGUCCCCUGCGGAUCCUUCUCGAUAUAUCAGCGGGGACCAGCUGGGAAGCCUCUACCAGGAUUUUGUCAGGAAUUAUCCUGUGGUCUCCAUCGAGGACCCGUUUGACCAGGAUGACUGGGCUGCCUGGUCCAAGUUCACAGCCAACGUGGGGAUCCAGAUCGUGGGGGAUGACCUGACCGUGACCAAUCCAAAGCGGAUUGAGCGGGCAGUGGAAGAAAAGGCCUGCAACUGUCUGUUGCUCAAAGUCAACCAGAUUGGCUCGGUCACGGAAGCCAUCCAAGCGUGCAAACUGGCCCAGGAGAAUGGCUGGGGUGUCAUGGUGAGCCACCGCUCUGGGGAGACCGAGGACACAUUCAUCGCUGACCUGGUGGUGGGACUGUGCACCGGCCAGAUCAAGACUGGUGCCCCCUGCCGGUCGGAGCGCCUGGCUAAGUACAACCAGCUCAUGAGAAUUGAAGAAGAGCUGGGGGAUGAAGCACGCUUUGCCGGACACAAUUUCCGCAACCCCAGUGUGCUGUGACCCCUCUUCUGCCUGGAGACUCGGAACCCCUCUCGCUCCUUGUCCUGCUCUGUGACUGCACCCCAGACAUCCCAACUGCCCUUCCCAAUCGCUGCUCCUCGGCUUGUCCAGCCCCUGCUGUUCUUGCUCUCACCAUGUCUGAGUUUCAUCUCCACUUUCUUCCAUUUUUUUUUUCCUCUUUUCUCCCAAAGAAGCCCCAGGGUUUGAGGAUUCCAAGGGAGUUCAUAGAUGGAGGAUCAGGGACUGUGCUAGGGAGCAUCUGCAGGGGCUGGGGUGCUGGGUGGAAAGAAGAGGGGUUCGCUUUGUGCCAGUUUCACGGAUUUCCAUGUUGUAGCUAAGCCAGAACUACACUGUGCUGAGGUGGGGGAGCCCAGGCUCGCCUGCCAACACUCUGGUGGGACUUUAUUUGUUCGUUCCUUUGUUCAUUUGUUCAUUCAUUCAUUCAUUCAUUAUUCAUUCAUUCACUCUUCAUUCUUCAUUCAUCCUGUUAAUGAAUCAUGUCCCAAAACUGUAGGGCCACACACUGACGAAAUUACAGGACUUGUCUAUUUGUAUUUCAGGUCACUGUAGGUUUGGAGCUAACCUAGGGAGGUGGGUUGGUCGAAUAGGAACUGGAAAGAGCCUUGAUGUCCGAUUCUGAUGUGCAUUGGCCCUGAACUGAAGCCUUGGGGUGGGGGUAUCCUGAGGUGGGGCUAUGCGCGGGGUGGGGCGGCUUCUCUCCUACAAAUUUCUUCCCACCCCUGGCUUCCUUGUUCUUCCUCCAGCUGCACCAGAGCCAACUCUGCCCCUCCUUGCCAUGUUCCACUGCUGCCACCACCCCCCGUGGUGUGGAAUGAGCCCCAUUAAAGUCUGAACCCAGUGA
This is a messenger RNA of Suncus etruscus (white-toothed pygmy shrew), 2396 nucleotides long. It is a transcript of the gene ENO2, whose product is annotated as enolase 2. NCBI's taxonomy places the organism in Eukaryota, Metazoa, Chordata, Mammalia, Eulipotyphla, Soricidae. The record is from RefSeq and is a predicted model, not a curated record. Gene Ontology annotation, cellular component: phosphopyruvate hydratase complex. Gene Ontology annotation, molecular function: phosphopyruvate hydratase activity; magnesium ion binding. Bases 230 to 1534 code for a protein of 434 amino acids. The transcript has 12 exons. Gene Ontology annotation, biological process: glycolytic process.